Molecule: messenger RNA, 546 nt
Organism: Bipolaris victoriae FI3
Lineage: Eukaryota; Fungi; Ascomycota; Dothideomycetes; Pleosporales; Pleosporaceae
Exons: 2
Coding region: 1-546 (181 amino acids)
Source: RefSeq, a predicted model, not a curated record
AUGGCAAGCUCACCCUCCCCCCAUGACAUCAACUUCUGUGUCUUGUCCCUGGAAGGAGCAAAAGCUUCCGCCCUGGUAUCUGAUGUGCUCAACGCGACACUCGGCUUGGUUAGGAUGCCGCAAAGCCCUGGUUCGUUGGGACAAUCCUCCCGCUGCACACGCCACAGAUGGGUGAAGGGCAAGAUGCAUGCAACUCUUCGGCUCAGGUACCCGUACCGGCACUUGUGCAUCCAGUGUACUGCAGUACUAGGAAAAGCAAUGGCGAGACUCGCGAAGGCGCCCUCACCGUUGAUGAGUGGGCGUCCGGAAACGAAGGUGAGAGGCUGGGUAUGCAGUCUCAAGUUGCACAACAUCUUACAAUACAUGCCAAGCAGGCACACACCAACGUUCAACAGCGUCUCUAUCAUAGCCUUGCCUUCCCAUGAUAAUGUACUUCUCACAGAGAUCGGUGUGAAUAUCGGUGUGGAUAUCGGUGUGGAUAUCGGUGUGGCGCUGUGGUCUAGCACGACCGACAAGAGAUACCCCGCACUACACCAUGACCUGUAG